CCGCGGUCAGUUGAGUGCAUAGUGUGGUGGUGUAUGGUGUGUAUUACGUUUUGUCUCGUUGCAUAAUCGUUUAAAGCAGCAAGCGUGAGGGAGAGGAGAAAACUGAUAGGAUAAAUCGCACAGGAAAAUACAAUCGUGUCUCACGCUACCAUUAAUCCCGCCACACUGUCUGACCCUGAUCAGGUGAUAUGCCGAAGAGUGGAAACAAAUAUUGCUAGUACCAAAAAAGGUUCAAGCGGAUCUUCCAUUAACAAUUCGAUAACGAACAACAAUCUUGAUACGGCGAACAUGUCGACGGUGCAGUCUAGUGCUGCUUCUCCGGGGAUCGUUCACGUUUUACCCGUGCUGAGCUACCUCAAAUAUGAGCAUUUCCUUGCCGGCAUAUCUGGCGGUGUAGUGUCAACGUUGACGCUGCAUCCGCUGGAUUUACUCAAGACCAGAUUCGCAGUGAGCGAUGGCCAUUCAGAUAGGUCUAAAGAGUACAAAAGCUUGCUAGGCGCAUCCAAACAAAUUUUGAAGACUGAAGGAGUGGGAGGACUUUACAAAGGUAUAGUACCAAAUGUUAUAGGAUCUGGAAGUGCAUGGGGCUGCUACUUCCUUUUCUACAAUACCAUUAAAUCAAAGAUCCAAGGGGGAGACGUCGAGAAAGCUUUAGGACCUUUGAUGCACAUGUGUGCUGCAGCAGAAGCUGGAAUUCUUACUUUAAUUAUAACAAAUCCACUUUGGGUAGUAAAGACACGUUUGUGUUUGCAAUACAAUGAGGAUGUGAAUCUUCCGGAAUCGAAAAGGUACAAAGGCACAAUAGAUGCAAUUAGGAAGAUUUAUUUAACAGAUGGAAUCAGGGGCUUCUACAAGGGCUUUGUUCCUGGAAUGUUAGGUGUUUCACAUGGUGCCAUUCAGUUUAUGGUGUAUGAAGAAUUGAAAAACCGUUACAAUAGGUAUUUGAAUGUUGCAAUUGACACAAAGCUGGCUCAGCAGUAUUAUAUCAUCUUCGCGGCUAUUUCAAAAUCGAUAGCAGCAGGUCUAACUUAUCCAUAUCAAGUUGUCAGAGCACGUCUUCAAGAUCAUCACCAUGAUUACAAAGGCACCAUUGACUGUGUUCAAAAGAUAUGGAGGUUUGAGGGGUGGCGUGGAUUUUACAAAGGUUUGAGCGCGAACCUGGCCAGAGUGGUCCCGGCGACGGUGAUCACGUUUAUGGUGUACGAAAACGUUUCUCGGUUCCUUCGUCGCUGGAGGGAUGAAGACAGAACAUCGCUGCCUCUUAUAGUGAAGGAGAUCGAGAAUUAAAUAAUUAUUUGAUUCAAGUCAACACUGCCAAUUGAUCGAAACAGAAUGGUUCAAUUAUUCAGUUUUGCCGCUUUAAUUUAAAUGGAGCACCCCGGAAGUCGAGUGUUCCAAUUAAAUUAGAGUUUUAAUAAAAAUUUGAAAAUUAACUGUAUUGCAUUUUGACUCGAAAUAAUUUAUUUAUUUAAAGUUUCGCUAUUUCAAUUUAAGCGGAGCACCCCGGAAGUCGAAUCGUAUCUCGAAAAAGAAACUCCAGUUUGAAAAAUGGUAAAAGACUUGUUGAUUUUUUUUUUACCAUAAAGAACUCGCAGUUUUCAUGGUGUUUUUAAUCAAUUGGCAAAGUUUGAAUAAUUGUCAUGUUUAUGCUCGACGAAAAUUUUGGUUAAAUUGCAGAAGAACGGAACAACAUGCAUUUAAUUAAUUCCAAUCAUUUAACGAGUUGCAUCUGCAAGAUAUAGACGAAAUUUUCUUUCACAAACAUCGUACUUGUAUCCAUAUGGUUAUCGUGUACGAUCAGACCCCAUAUUGCAUCGUUAUUAUUGAAAGCAAUUGUAAAUACAGCAACCGAAUUGUUACCAUUGAUCAGAAUUUCAUUUAUCUCGAGUUUUUUCGAACGUUAUCGAUUUUACACUAUUUCCCUGUGAAUUGUUCGAUCGGAAAUGAUUGAAACGCACACUACGUACACAAAAUUGCGAAUUUUACAAAGUGGAAUUGUAACAAGCGUUGGAAACAUUGUACGGUUGUUAAGUUUCACUUAAUUCGUACCAAUUCGAUUAUCUUAAAUUGUAUUUAUUUUCAAUUGGUUCGAACAACAAUACAUAGGAUAAUUGAAAAAAAAAAAUUGUAUCCAUCGGUGCGAAACAAAAUUGGAUGCAGUUUCAGUUUUAAUUCCUUUGAAAUGAAUUUUCAUGCCAACUUUUUAUUAUUCUAAUUAACGAUUGUAUGACGUGAAUGAUACUUGUAAACACUUGUUAAAAUAUUCAUAAAUCCGGAACACUUUAGUUCCUGAAUCAUGCGUAUUUAUUAUUAAACUCUGGAUUUAUGAUUUAUUUAUACCGAGGCGAAAGCAUCAGUAAACUUUUGCUGUUAAUUGUCAUGCAGAAUCAUUUUAAUAUUGUAUCCAUCAUCAAUGCUUAAUAGGAUACGUGACUUAAUACUCUUUAUUUAUUUCAUGUAAUUGCGACGAUAUCUUAAUGCGUACAGUUUCGAUGUUUAUUCAAAAAUCAUUUGCAGUGACUGUAUGAGAAGUUUCAAUCUUCUGAAAAAUAUGAUGGGUAAUUAGAUGCUUGUUACGUAGUACGUAAGUAUCUUCAUUUCAUUUCUUUGUGGGAUAAGAAUUAAUUAAGCCUCUCGCUUAUAAAAAAAAAUGAUUAACGUGAAAA
Osmia bicornis bicornis is the source of this 2666-nucleotide messenger RNA. Its product is annotated as mitochondrial folate transporter/carrier. The coding region runs from base 289 to 1287 and encodes 332 amino acids. Gene Ontology annotation, cellular component: mitochondrion. The record is from RefSeq and is a predicted model, not a curated record. The transcript is spliced from 6 exons. NCBI's taxonomy places the organism in Eukaryota, Metazoa, Arthropoda, Insecta, Hymenoptera, Megachilidae. Gene Ontology annotation, molecular function: FAD transmembrane transporter activity; folic acid transmembrane transporter activity. Gene Ontology annotation, biological process: folate import into mitochondrion; nucleotide transport.